GGAGGAUACAAAGGCGACUCUGACCAGUAAGAAAGAUGGCAGUCGAGAUGGCCUCUCAGUCUCAGGUUUUGGUGGAAGAGAAAUCGAGUGUUAGAAUCUUGACACUAAAUAGACCAAAGCGGCUGAAUGCUCUGUCCUUCCAAAUGAUCUCUCGAUUGCUGCAACUGUUCCUUGCAUUUGAGGAGGACCCUAGUGUGAAACUUGUCAUCCUAAAGGGUAAUGGAAGAGCCUUUUGUGCUGGUGGCGAUGUUGCAGCUGUUGUUCGUGACAUCGAACAAGGUAACUGGAGACUCGGUGCCAAUUUCUUCUCCGAUGAAUACAUGCUCAACUAUGUUAUGGCCACAUAUAGCAAAGCUCAGGUUUCAAUUUUGAAUGGUAUCGUCAUGGGAGGCGGAGCUGGUGUCUCCAUCCAUGGUCGAUUUCGUAUUGCAACUGAGAACACGGUUUUUGCCAUGCCUGAGACAGCUCUGGGGCUCUUUCCAGAUGUAGGCGCCUCCUACUUCUUGUCAAGGCUCCCUGGAUUUUUUGGAGAGUAUGUUGGCCUCACAGGAGCUAGAUUAGAUGGCGCUGAAAUGCUUGCUUGUGGCCUUGCAACUCAUUUUGUGCCGUCAACGAGGUUGACUGCAUUAGAAGCAGAUCUUUGCCGAGUUGGUUCAAAUGAUCCAACCUUUGCCUCAACAAUUCUCAAUGCAUACACCCAGCAUCCGCGCCUGAAACAGCAGAGUGCUUACCACAGGUUAGAUGUUAUUGAUAGGUGCUUCUCAAGGAGAACAGUUGAAGAAAUUAUAUCUGCACUUGAGAGAGAGGCCGCUCAAGAAGCAGAUGGUUGGAUCUCAGCUACCAUUCAAGCAUUGAAGAAGGCUUCACCAGCAAGCCUUAAAAUCUCUCUUAGAUCGAUAAGGGAAGGGCGACUGCAGGGGGUGGGGCAGUGUCUUAUCCGUGAGUAUAGAAUGGUGUGUCAUGUGAUGAAGGGAGAAAUCAGCAAAGAUUUUGUGGAGGGGUGCAGAGCCAUAUUGGUAGACAAAGAUAAGAACCCAAAGUGGGAGCCAAGGCGACUGGAGGACAUGAAGGAUAGCAUGGUAGAGCAGUACUUCGAGAGAGUGGAGGAAGAAGAGGAAUGGGAGGAUCUAAAGCUUCCGCCAAGAAACAACUUGCCUGCUUUAGCGAUCGCAAAGCUUAAUUCUUCGUUGAGCUCCGGCAAUGGCACCGAAGUCGCCACCGACGUUUCUUCUUGCUUUUAUGUUCCCAACCCCACUGGGACCGAUUUCGAUGCCGAGUCGUCUUCUCUUCCUCCUCUCUCCCCAGCUCCUCAAGUGGCGUUGUCAAUUCCUGCCGAGCUUGCUGCCGCCAUUCCCCUCAUCGAUCGCUUCCAGGUUGAAGCUUUUCUGCGGCUUAUGCAGAAGCAAAUCCAGUCUGCUGGCAAGCGUGGCUUCUUCUAUUCUAAAAAGUCCUCUGGCUCCAAUGUCCGUGAGCGCUUCACAUUUGAGGAUAUGCUGUGCUUUCAGAAGGAUCCCAUCCCCACAUCUCUCCUCAAGAUUAACAGCGAUCUCGUCAGCCGUGCUACCAAGUUGUUUCACCUCAUCUUAAAAUAUAUGGGUGUUGAUUCAUCUGAUCGAUCAACGCCACCCAGUUUAGAUGAACGCAUUGACCUCGUUGGAAAGCUCUUCAAAAAAACUCUAAAGCGUGUUGAACUCAGGGACGAACUUUUUGCCCAAAUCUCCAAACAGACUAGACAUAAUCCUGACAGGCAAUACUUGAUAAAAGCUUGGGAGUUGAUGUACUUAUGUGCGUCCUCAAUGCCUCCUAGCAAAGAUAUUGGUGGAUAUCUCUCUGAAUAUAUUCAUAAUGUGGCACACGAUGCAACAAUUGAACCAGAUGCUCAGGUUCUUGCUGUGAACACUUUGAAGGCUUUAAAGCGCUCUAUCAAAGCUGGUCCUAGGCACACCACACCUGGUCGUGAAGAAAUUGAAGCCCUUUUGACCGGUAGAAAGCUCACAACCAUAGUCUUCUUUCUGGAUGAAACUUUUGAAGAAAUAUCAUAUGACAUGGCUACAACUGUGUCUGAUGCUGUUGAGGAGCUAGCUGGAACAAUUAAACUAUCAGCUUUCUCUAGCUUUAGUUUGUUUGAAUGUCGUAAAGUUGUUUCAAGUUCAAAAUCAUCUGAUCCCGGAAAUGAGGAAUAUAUAGGAUUGGAUGAUAACAAGUAUAUUGGAGAUCUCCUCGCAGAAUUUAAAGCUAUAAAAGAUAGAAAUAAAGGAGAGAUACUACACUGCAAACUAGUAUUUAAAAAAAAAUUAUUCCGAGAGUCUGAUGAAGCCGUAACAGAUCUGAUGUUUGUGCAACUUUCCUAUGUACAACUGCAACAUGACUAUUUGCUAGGAAACUAUCCUGUCGGGAGGGACGAUGCUGCACAGCUUUGUGCCUUGCAAAUUCUAGUUGGGAUUGGGUUUGUCAAUAGUCCAGAGUCAUGCAUUGAUUGGACAUCACUUCUUGAGCGGUUUUUGCCGAGACAAAUAGCAAUAACCCGAGCAAAGCGUGAAUGGGAAUUGGAUAUCCUUGCUCGCUACCGUUCAAUGGAGAACGUGACCAAAGAUGAUGCUAGACAACAAUUUCUACGGAUACUGAAGGCACUGCCAUAUGGGAAUUCAGUGUUUUUUAGCGUACGCAAGAUAGAUGAUCCGAUCGGUCUUUUACCUGGGCGAAUCAUUUUGGGUAUCAACAAACGUGGGGUUCACUUUUUUCGACCGGUUCCGAAAGAAUAUCUGCACUCUGCUGAACUACGUGACAUAAUGCAAUUUGGCAGCAGUAACACUGCUGUCUUUUUCAAAAUGAGAGUCGCUGGUGUUCUUCACAUAUUUCAGUUCGAGACAAAACAGGGAGAAGAAAUAUGUGUUGCUUUGCAAACACAUAUAAAUGAUGUCAUGUUGCGUCGUUACUCCAAAGCUCGAUCUGCUGCCAAUAGCUUGGUUAAUGGAGAUAUAUCUUGUAGUUCUAAGCCGCAGAAUUUUGAAGUGUAUGAAAAACGUUUGCAAGAUUUGUCUAAGGCUUAUGAAGAGUCCCAAAAGAAGAUUGACAAGUUGAUGGAUGAACAACAAGAGAAAAAUCAGCAAGAAGUUACUCUGCGUGAAGAAUUAGAAGCUAUACACAACGGUUUGGAGCUUGAAAGGAAAAAAUUGUUGGAGGUUACCUUAGACCGAGAUAAACUUAGGUCAUUGUGUGACGAGAAGGGAACAACUAUUCAAACCUUGAUGUCUGAACUGCGAGGAAUGGAAGCAAGGUUGGCAAAGUCGGGCAACACAAAAUCAAGUAAAGAGACAAAAUCAGAAUUAGCCGAAAUGAAUAAUCAGAUAUUAUACAAGAUCCAAAAGGAGUUAGAAGUUCGAAAUAAGGAAUUGCAUGUUGCAGUUGAUAAUUCAAAGAGGUUGUUGAGUGAAAACAAGAUAUUGGAGCAAAGUAUUUUUAAUAUUGAAAAGAAGAAAAAAGAGGAGGUUGAAAUUCAUCAAAAGAGAUAUGAACAAGAAAGAAAGGUGUUAAAGCUUCGAGUUUCUGAACUUGAAAAUAAGCUUGAAGUCCUUGCUCAAGACUUGGAUAGUGCUGAGUCUACGAUUGAAAGUAAGAAUUCUGACAUGCUGCUGUUGCAAAAUAACUUGAAAGAACUUGAGGAGUUAAGAGAAAUGAAAGAGGACAUUGACCGAAAGAAUGAGCAAACAGCUGCCAUUUUGAAGAUGCAGGGAGCCCAACUUGCUGAGCUAGAAAUACUUUAUAAGGAAGAACAAGUUUUAAGGAAAAGAUACUAUAAUACCAUAGAAGAUAUGAAAGGGAAGAUUAGAGUUUAUUGUCGAAUAAGACCUCUAAAUGAAAAAGAGAGUUCAGAGAGAGAAAAACAAAUGCUGACAACUGUGGAUGAGUUUACAGUUGAACAUCCAUGGAAAGACGACAAAAGAAAGCAACAUAUAUAUGAUCGCGUAUUUGACAUGCGUGCUAGUCAAGAUGAUAUCUUUGAAGACACAAAGUAUUUGGUGCAGUCGGCUGUAGAUGGGUAUAACGUUUGCAUCUUCGCAUAUGGUCAAACUGGUUCUGGAAAAACUUUCACUAUAUAUGGGCAUGAGAGCAAUCCUGGACUCACACCUCGAGCUACAAAGGAAUUGUUCAACAUAUUAAAGAGAGAUAGCAAGAGAUUUUCAUUUUCUCUAAAGGCAUAUAUGGUGGAACUUUAUCAAGACACACUUGUAGACCUUCUGUUACCAAAGAGUGCAAGACGCCUGAAACUAGAGAUUAAAAAAGAUUCAAAGGGAAUGGUCUUUGUAGAGAAUGUGACAACUAUUCCUAUAUCAACUUUGGAGGAACUGCGAAUGAUUAUUGAACGGGGAUCGGAACGACGACAUGUUUCUGGAACAAAUAUGAAUGAAGAAAGCUCAAGAUCUCACCUCAUACUAUCGGUUGUUAUUGAAAGUAUUGAUCUUCAAACACAGUCUGCUGCGAGGGGCAAGUUGAGUUUUGUGGAUCUUGCUGGUUCCGAGAGAGUAAAAAAGUCGGGCUCGGCUGGUUGCCAACUCAAAGAAGCUCAAAGUAUCAACAAAUCACUUUCUGCAUUAGGUGAUGUUAUUGGUGCUUUAUCUUCUGGCAACCAACAUAUUCCUUAUAGGAAUCACAAGCUAACAAUGUUGAUGAGCGAUUCAUUGGGCGGCAAUGCCAAGACGUUAAUGUUUGUUAAUGUGUCUCCAGCCGAAUCAAAUUUGGACGAGACGUACAAUUCUCUUCUAUAUGCAUCGAGAGUGAGAACGAUCGUGAAUGAUCCCAGCAAACAUAUAUCAUCCAAAGAGAUGGUGCGAUUGAAGAAGUUGGUAGCAUACUGGAAAGAGCAAGCCGGUAAAAAAGGUGAAGAAGAAGAGUUGGUGGAUAUUGAGGAAGAUCGUACACGAAAAGAUGAGGCAGAUAGUUGAAGAAAGCUGACAUGGAAUUCGUGUAGGUGAAAUUGAGACUAUAGUAUCACUGAUUUUCACCAUUCUUUUUGUAGGAAGUUCCUGCUCUAUAGUAGACUUUCUAUCGAAGAGUAAUGCUAUAUGUCUCAAACUUUAUCUCUUUUGAUGAGAUCUUCAUUACAAGAAAGGGGGAAAAAAAUC
Arabidopsis arenosa is the source of this 5123-nucleotide messenger RNA. Lineage: Eukaryota; Viridiplantae; Streptophyta; Magnoliopsida; Brassicales; Brassicaceae. The record is from the annotation of a GenBank genome assembly.